AUGAGCAACUGCAAUGUAUGCAAGCUGCGGAAGGCGCGGCCUACGCAGCCAGAGAUGGGUCCCCUGCCAGAGGACCGGCUGGAAGCCAACGGAUGGCCAUUUAAGUAUACCGGCCUGGACUAUUUUGGACCGCUAUUUGUGACUGUUGGACGUCACACAGAGAAAAGGUGGGUGGCAUUGUUUACGUGUCUAACCACAAGGGCUAUCCACUUGGAGAUGGCCCACGAUUUGUCUACAGAUUCCUGUAUAAUCGCCAUGAGGAACUUCAUGAGCCGCCGUGGACCGGUGGUCAGGAUAAGGAGCGACAACGGGAAGAACUUCGUUGGAGCCGACAGAGAGGCCAGGAAGUUCAGCGAAGUGUUUGAGCCUGCAAAGAUCCAGGGCGAGCUGUCGUCCAAAGGAAUCGAAUGGAUCUUCAAUUGCCCGGCGAACCCAGCUGAGGGAGGCGCCUGGGAAAGGAUGGUGCAGUGCGUGAAGAAGGUGCUGGCGCACACAAUGAAGGAGCUCGCGCCCAAGGAGCACGUACUGGAGAACCUGUUGAUUGAGGCGGAGAGUAUAGUGAACUCUCGUCCGCUCACUCAUCUACCAGUGACGGUGGACCAGGAGGCUCCACUGACACCCAACGAUCUGCUGAAAGGAGUACCCGAUGUUCCGGAUCUUCCCAAGGAUAAUGGACAGGAGUCCAACGGAUGCCGCUACCAGGAAGCAGUGGCGCAUAGCGAGAAUGAUGCGGGGAUCGAUUCUGGAAGAGAUGGGUGCAUGAGUACCUGCCAACGCUUGUGCGCAGGGGAGAGAUGGUGCAAGCAUGUCGAGCCCAUUCGUCGAGGAGACCUGGUGUUCAUAUGUGAUCCGGCCAUACCACGAAGAGAGUGGAAGCGAGGCGUCGUGGAAGAGGUGUUCACCGGAAGAGAUGGAAUCCCUCGUCGAGCGGCGGUGCGGACUAACGAUCGAGCCAAGACGAUGAUGCGUCCCGCUUCGAGGCUAGCUGUCCUGGACGUGGUGAAGGCGAGUGCUUCACGGGG
Messenger RNA from Drosophila teissieri, 1022 nucleotides. RefSeq lists its product as uncharacterized. The transcript has a single exon. Gene Ontology annotation, biological process: DNA integration. Lineage: Eukaryota; Metazoa; Arthropoda; Insecta; Diptera; Drosophilidae. The annotation marks the transcript as partial. The record is from RefSeq and is a predicted model, not a curated record. Gene Ontology annotation, molecular function: nucleic acid binding.